Messenger RNA from Salvia miltiorrhiza (redroot sage), 1096 nucleotides. RefSeq lists its product as uncharacterized. The transcript has a single exon. The coding region runs from base 1 to 876 and encodes 291 amino acids. Lineage: Eukaryota; Viridiplantae; Streptophyta; Magnoliopsida; Lamiales; Lamiaceae. The record is from RefSeq and is a predicted model, not a curated record.
AUGGACAAGAUUAGGAGACCUUCUCACGCUGGCUCUUGGUACACCGACAAUCCGAAAGAAUUAGCUGAGGAGCUCGAUGGUUGGCUCCGAGCUGCCGGGUUGCCCAAAUCUUCCGAUGUAAGAGGUGUAAUUGCACCUCAUGCAGGUUACUCCUAUUCGGGUCGUGCAGCAGCCUAUGCUUUUGGAAACAUAGAUCCUUCAAACAUCACUAGGAUAUUUCUUCUUGGGCCAUCUCAUCACUAUUACACUCCAAAAUGUGCACUUUCGAAAGCUACAGUCUACAAGACGCCUAUAGGCGACCUACCGAUUGAUCAGGAAGUAAACGAGGAGCUAAAAGCUACGGGAAAGUUUGAAAUGAUGGAUCUUCGUGUAGAUGAGGCUGAACAUAGCAUGGAAAUGCACCUGCCUUAUCUAGUUAAAGUAUUCCAGGGCUACGCGGUGAAGAUCGUUCCCAUUUUGGUUGGUGCUCUUAGCGCUGAAAAUGAAGCUGUCUACGGCCGGUUGUUAGCUAAAUAUGUGGACGACCCUACAAAUUUCUUCUCAGUGUCUUCAGAUUUUUGUCACUGGGGCUCCCGGUUCAACUAUACGCACUAUGAUAAGAAGCACGGAGCCAUCUACAAGUCUAUUGAAGCAUUAGACAAAAUGGGAAUGGAUAUAAUAGAAACAGGCGACCCGGAUGCCUUUAAGCACUACCUCUUGGAGACGGACAAUACUAUAUGCGGACGACACCCAAUUAGUGUUUUCCUUCACAUGUUGAAGAAUAGCUCGACAAAGGUGAAGAUUCGAUUCCUUCGAUACGAACAGUCGAGCCAGUGCAAAUCCACAAGGGACAGCAGUGUAAGUUAUGCAUCUGCAGCUGCCAAAAUCGAUGCUUGAAUUUGUGGAAUGAGAAGAAGAUCAUCUCCAUUUCUUGCAAUAACUUGAUGAAUAUUGGCAUUGAUGAAUAGUGCAAAACUUGGCAAUUGUGUUAGCCAUUCUAUCUCUAAGUCGAAACUAAGCUUACGUUUACUAGAUUCUAUUAUUUAGCAAUUUCGAGACAUGCACAAAUCUCUCCUUUGGUCCAUUUCAUUUUGAAUAUCAUGUUGAUUUUGCAUGA